UUCCGCUAGUUGCACACAUCCCUUUUAACCCCUGCACCUUUUCCGAACCAGACGAUGUUACCGAUACGUUACACCUAUGCAGUGCUACUUCCCUACGUGAUUAUCAUUCUACUAGCUUCAUCAGACGGAAGGAGAGAAAAAAAAGGUGUCCAAAAGGAACUCGUCGGACGGCACUGCUUCCUUGGUCCAGUGGAAAAAAAAAAAAAAAAAAACUGGAGUCAAAGUUGGACGUAAAAUUGAAAUUCACCUUAAAAUCGACACCAACAACAACACCAGCGCCUACGACAACGUCGAAUUUGGAACCGCCCUUCCCGUACGACAGUGUGAGAAUAGGCCAGGGGUAUGACAUUCACCAGAUACGGGUUGGUCCCCCCGAAGACAUCACCGCGGAUUCCUCUGCUGAUGCGAUUAAGCAAAACUUCAAAAGGCUGACCAUCGGGGGGGUGCAAGUGGAUACCAUUUCCGUCCUUUCGCACAGCGAUGGAGACGUCAUUUUUCACGCAUUAGUGGACGCCCUACUUGGCGGCAUUAAUUGUUCGGACCUGGGAACCCUCUUCCCUGAUGGCUCGGAAAAAUAUAAAAAUAAAAAGUCACUUUCCUUUUUAAGAUAUGCCAGACUACUUUUGCAUAAAAGGAAUUACGCCAUCGCAAAUUUAGACAUAAUCGUCAUUGCGGAGGUUCCCAAAAUAAGUCCCAUUCGCGCGGAAAUUGUUCGAAACAUAUCUUCUGCUCUGGGGAUCUCGGAGUCGCAGGUCUCCCUCAAAGGAAAAACACACGAAAAACUCGGCCCCAUCGGACAGAAGCAGGCAAUCGAGUGCUUCGCAAACGCGCUCUUAAUUCGAAAAAAAUCAGAAAAAAUUU
Molecule: messenger RNA, 861 nt
Organism: Plasmodium coatneyi
Lineage: Eukaryota; Apicomplexa; Aconoidasida; Haemosporida; Plasmodiidae
Product: 2-C-methyl-D-erythritol 2
Exons: 3
Coding region: 55-234 (59 amino acids)
Source: RefSeq, a predicted model, not a curated record